This is a messenger RNA of Thamnophis elegans (Western terrestrial garter snake), 6397 nucleotides long. RefSeq names its product synergin gamma (gene SYNRG). The coding region runs from base 10 to 4362 and encodes 1450 amino acids. Gene Ontology annotation, cellular component: clathrin coat of trans-Golgi network vesicle. NCBI's taxonomy places the organism in Eukaryota, Metazoa, Chordata, Lepidosauria, Squamata, Natricidae. Gene Ontology annotation, molecular function: protein binding. The transcript is spliced from 24 exons. The record is from RefSeq and is a predicted model, not a curated record.
GGCGGCAAGAUGGCGCUGCGGCCGGCGGGGCUGGGGGCCGGAGCCGCCCCCGCCGGGGUGCCCAAUGUUGCGGCCGGACCGCCGGGGAUGCCCAACGCAGCGGCGGGCGGCGCUGGAGCAGCCACCGCAGCAGCCGCGAGAAGCCCCGGACCCGCCAGCUUUGUUUUCCCUGUAACUGGUGGCCUUGGCCCUCAAGGGAUGAUUCCAAUGCAACAGCAGAGCUUCUCCAUGGUGCCUGUCAUGCAGCCCAAUAUGCAAGGCAUGAUGGGGAUGAAUUACGGUUCUCAGAUGCCUCCAGGAACGAUGACUGUGCAGGGUGGCAUGCCUCUCGGUGCGAUGCCAACAGCGGGGAUGACAUAUAUGGGACAAAGUCCCUACCUUGGAAUGCGUGCAGCAGCUCCUCAGUACACUCCGGAUAUGCGGAAGCAGUUUGUUGAAGAACAGCAGAAACGGUUUGAACACCAGCAGAAGGUUUUGGAGGAAGAAAGAAAAAGGCGUCAAUUUGAAGAACAGAAGCAAAAGCUACGGCUUUUAAGCAGUGUGAAGCCAAAGAUGGGUGAAAAAAGCAGAGAUGAUGCCCUGGAAGCUAUUAAAGGAAACCUAGACGGGUUUUCCAGAGAUGCUAAACUCCAUCCUACACCAACUGCUCAUCCCAAAAAUGCAGAUCAUCCUAAACCAUCUCAUUCUACCGUGUCUGUCUCCCAAACUGCCGCCUUUCUUGACGACGAGGAGUUUAGUGACUUUAUUCAGGGACCUGUUGAAACCCCGCCAUUCGUGCCUCCAACCUCCUCCCAGUCUUUUCAGUCUUGCCAUCCUGUUUCUCAAGCCGGGCAGCGGCUUUCAGAGAAGGCUGCGGCCCACCCUCUCCCUCCAGUCCAGUUUCCUGUCACCUCCGUCCUCCAGGGUACCGUCGGACCGGUACCCUAUUUCUCUCCUCCUCCAGCUUCACAAAACACUCAGAAAACAGGCCGUUUCUUAGAAGACAAGCCGUUGGUACCUCGCGGGUUGAGUGAAUUGGGGCAGGCUCAAAUCAAGCAGAAGGCGCCUGAGGUUGAGCUCAGCGCUGCUGCUUCAGCUGUAAACAGCCCUGAUCCCCAGUUAGCAGCCAGUGGCAGGAAGUCCCUAGGGGCGCUUCCCAAGGGAGACCCCUGUCCAGAGGCAAACAAGGCUUCAGAACAAAAGCUGCCAGUUCAAGAGUGCGGCGUUGGAGUUUUUCCUUCCCAGGAUCCAAUCCAGCAAAUGAUGCCUCCAUGGAUUUACAACGAUAAUUUAAUUCCAGAUCUUUAUAAGAAGAUUCUGGAAACCACCAUGACACCAUCCGGGAUAGAUACCGGAAAACUCUAUCCGAUUCUGAUGUCCUCUGGGCUUCCCAGAGAAACUCUUGGACAAAUCUGGGCCUUAGCCAAUCGCACCACUCCAGGGAAGCUGACAAAAGAAGAACUCUACACCGUUUUGGCUAUGAUUGCGCUAACUCAGAGAGGAGUGCCAGCCAUGAGCCCUGAAGGUUUAAACCAGUUUCCUUCUGCCCCCAUCCCUACCUUAAGCGGGCUUCAGAUGGCCAUCCCUGUCACAGUCAGCCAACAGCCUUUGAUGCCUCCUGGGCCACCGGUUUCCAUGCCUCUUAAUAUAGGACCAACAGUGGUGGGGAUCAGCAUGGCAGCAACAGUGGGUGGAGCCACCACACAGCCUUCCAGCAGCUUCAUCCAACCUUUCCCUGCAAACCAGGUUGCAAAAACAGAUGAUGACGACUUUCAGGAUUUCCAAGAUGCAUCCAAGUCGGGGGGACUUGACGAUACCUUUACAGAUUUUCAAGGGGAAGCGCCAGGAUCAAAGAAAACGUCAGCCGCACAGCAGCGGGGCAGUGCUCCUUCAAUGCUGAUACCUCUUUCAGGCCCCAAAGUGACACCUGCUGUGGAUAAAUAUGCGGUUUUUAAAGGGAUAGCAUCUGACAAGCCUGCUGAAGGUUAUGGAGAUAAAUACAGUGCUUUUCGAGAACUGGAGCCGCCAUCGGAGAGCAAAUCUAUAGGCGAGGGCUUUGCCGAUUUCAAGUCCCCGGGAACAGACGACGGUUUCACCGACUUCAAAACCGCGGACAGCAUCUCUCCACUAGAACCUCCGACAAAGGACAAAGCAUUUCCUUCCUCUUUCUCUUCUCUUUCCAUGCAGUCCAAACCACAACCCCAAGCAAAGCCUUCUCUGAAUUUGGCAGACCUGGACCUCUUCUCCUCAGCCUCAACUGGAGAGAGCCAACCUGCUCUCUUUCCAGCCACGUACAACUCCCCCAAACCGGCAACUUUUGCUACACCGUCACACACAAUAUCGGCCACCACCACUCUGCCCGCGCCAGGCAGCAGCUCAUCCCUGGCCAGCGACUUUGCUGACUUCAAUCUUUUUGGAGGGUUGCCAAGUUGUUCUUCGGCUUCCACUCAGGACGAGUUUGCAGACUUCAUGGCUUUCAACAACAACGCCGUCUCUCUGGAGCAGCAGCUGGAUGAUAAAUACGGGGCCCUCAAGCAAGAGGCCAACUCAGUUCCCCCAUCUGGCUCCUUGGCCAGUGCCGUGAAGAACGGGCAGAGUCCCGUUGCUGCUUCCAACAAAUACGACAUCUUCAAGCAGCUGUCUCUGGACAGCCCCGGGUUGGGAUUCGAGGAGCUCAAAGACCAUACUCCUUCAUCGGUGAAAAGCGAAGACGACUUUGCCGAUUUCCACUCGAGCAAGUUUUCCUCCAGCUCGGAAAAAUCCCUCAUCGACAAAUUGGCCGCUUUCAAGCAUACCAAGGAGGACUCAGCAUCUGUCAAGUCUCUUGACCUCCCAUCCAUUGGGGGCAGUAGCAUGGGCAAGGAGGAUUCGGAAGACGCCCUCUCUGUCCAGUUUGACAUGAAACUGGCAGAUGUGGGAGGAGACCUUAAGCAUGUCCUGUCUGAUAGCUCUCUGGAUUUACCAACGGUUAGUGGUCAACAUCCACCAGCAGCAGGUCUGGAUGACUUGAAAUGUGCCCCGUUUGGAUCGUAUAGCAGUGGCUCCCUUCUGAGUAGCUUCCCAAGCUGCGACUGGUUGGAUAAAGAAGAUGUCUAUCAGAGCAGGAAGUCUACCCCCUCCUCCGCUCCUGCAGGAAACGAAGCCUCCUUAGCUACCUCUGUCCUCCAGAAGAAGGAGACCUUUUUCGGCAGCUCUGAAAACAUCACCGUGACCACCGUUUCCAAGGUGACAACCUUUGCGAACGAGGACGUGAAGUUCUCAUCUUUUGCAAACUUCCAAGGUUCCAGUCCUCGUUCUGUCGACCAAAGCGAGGACGAAGUUGAAGACUUCGGAGAGUUUGCUCGACCUCCGGACGGUGGAAACGAGAGACCAACCGCAGGCGGCCCUCAAGAGGCUGACUCAGCCUCCGUCUCCUCAGAGGCUGGAAAAGAAGUUUUUGAUGACUUUGGGGAGUUUCAGGGUGAAAAACCCAAAAUCAGCAAAUUUGACUUUUUAUUAGCCACUUCCCAAGGGAAAAUGAAAUCCAGUGAAGAAAUGAUCAAAAGCGAGCUGGCAACUUUUGACCUCUCUGUUCAAGGUUCUCACAAAAGGACCCUAAGUUUGGGCUCCUCCCCUCUGCCCCCAGUGGAGCAGCCCUUUAGGGAUCGAUCAAACACGCUGAGCGAGAAGCCUUCGCUGCCUGUCAUCCGAGACAAGUACAAAGACCUUACUGGAGAAGUAGAGGAAAGUGAGAGAUAUGCCUAUGAAUGGCAGAGAUGCUUGGAAAGUGCGCUGCAGGUCAUCAAGAAAGCGAAUGACAUCCUGAACGGAAUCAGCAGCUCUUCUGUAUGUACUGAAGUCAUCCAGUCUGUGCAGGGCAUGGAAUAUUUAUUAGGGGUCGUUGAAGUUUAUCGAGUCACCAAGCGCGUGGAGCUGGGCAUCAAAGCCACCGCCGUCUGCAGUGAGAAGCUCCAACUGCUCCUGAAGGAUAUCGAUAAAGUGUGGAAUAACCUGAUUGGAUUCAUGUCCCUUGCAGCGUUAACGCAAAAAAAUGGCCACUGGGGAAGCCCAAUUUUGCUUAACGGACUGCAUGAUUCCCUUAACAGCCAUGUGAUUCACUUAAUGCCUGAUGAAAACUCACUGGAUUUCUCCUCCUGCAUGCUUCGCCCAGGGAUUAAAAACGCUCAGGAACUGGCUUGUGGGGUCUGCCUCUUAAAUGUAAACUCAAGGAGCAAGAAAGAAGAAAUGCCUCUGGAAGAACAUCCUAGAGAAGCCUUCAACUCCGAGACGGACAGCUUCAAGCUUGCUUACGGAGGGCACCAGUACCACGCCAGCUGUGCGAACUUCUGGAUCAAUUGCGUGGAGCCCAAACCUCCAGGCCUUCUCUUGCCCGACCUUCUUUAAGCAGACUGUUCUCCGCCAGCCUUUGGUCUUAACAAGGGAGCAAUUCCUAGAGGGAGCCCGGAGGGAGGGGGGGGGGUUGAAACUAGGUGCUUGAGAAGACCAACGUGAAACGGUGCUGGUGCUUUAGGGCGCUUCCAAAACAUUCAUCCUAGACCAGCUGUUCUCAUGGGAAGGGUAAAUGCCACUGGUACAUUUUUAAUCUGCAAGAGCCUCACCUUGGCAAGGAUUUGGAGAUACACCCUGAUAUUUUGGAGGGAGGAUUUUGCACUAAGGCAUAAAUGCCUUCUGGAGCAGAACUGGACUCAUGCCGCCUUUCAGCUGUGGAAAAAGCGCUGAUGAUUAUUAUUAUUUUUUGUCGAAGUGCAUGAUAAUUUCCUCAAAGGAGUAUCUUGGGUUUCAACAAUUUGCAAGGCCCAAAAGAGUGAGGCUUCAUUCGCUUUUUAGCAUGCACACCCUUUUAAAAAGCCCCCUACCCCACCCCGUGGCUUUUCCUUAAUUUUCUCCCAAAAAGGAACUUUCCACUUUGUAGGUUUCCUAAAAAUGUAUUGCUGUUUGACCUAAAUAAUCCCUUUUAAAGAAAUCCCCCCCUCCCAAAAUGGACAUAAACACCUCUGCUGACACACCUUUGUGUCCCCACCUGUACCAGUAUCUCCCCACCCAAUCCAGACCCCAAGUUAGGUGAAGAGAUCCGGUGAUAUUUGACUGAAUGCAAAUUGUCCUUCCAACCUUAAAACUCUUUUUCAGAAACUGUUUGUGGGGCGCAGGCCAUAGAAGAAUCCUGGCCCUUUAAAACUAGUUUAUUACAAUGCAAUCUUUUCGCUUUGGCCUCACGGUUUUACAGUAGGAAAAGUGCACACAGGAACAGUGGAUAGUGGAAGCAGAGAAUCUUCUACUCCAGGAGUGUGAAGCCUUGUCAACUUGAAGACUUCCGGACUUCAACUCCCAGAAUUCCCCAGCUGGCUGAGGAAUUCUGGGAGUUGAAGUUCAGAAGUCUUCAAGUUGACAAGGUUCGACCCCCUCUCUUUCCACUUAUAUGUUUUCUUUUUAACAGCAUUAACACUGUACAGGUUGGUUAGUAGCCAAACAGAGCACUCAUCCUGCAAACCUAUUUGUGAUGGAAACUCUUUUGAAGCAUCAUCAGAUGGUGGAGGCCUCUUUGCUCCACUUCUAAGCAGAAGCUGGGUUUUUUUUUUGAUGGCCACUGAGACAGGACUGUGAUGGAGGGGUGGGGGCUGUUGCAAAACGAACCACACGGCCUUUUUUUUUUCUGCCUUCCCUAUUUUCAGCUUGCGAGCCACCGUGCACAAUUUGAACACAGGCUUUUUUUUUUAACGUCAGGUUUAAUGAUGGUAAUUAUAGCCCUGGCCCAUGACUCAUGCUCCCUGAUUAGAAAUGAGCUUACAGGUUGAAAAUGCUUUGAUCCGAGCUGUUGGUCAGAGAUAAAAGUCUGCAUCUUUCCUCUCCUCUAAUUUGACGUGAAGUCAUAGCUGGCAAACUAGGCGGUGUUCUCUGUUGACCCAAAACACACAUCAUCCAAGCUCAACGAGUUAAUCUUGCCGCCGCAGUUUGCCACUAUGAUGAUUUUCCUAUAUCGUCUGCUUGGGGGGGGGGGAGUUUUCUCUGCAGGUGGCUUUAAAAGAGCCCCCCCCCCUUGCAAUGUCCCAGGACUGUUUUUCUCCCAACCUGAGAAUAGAAUUUGCAGAAACAGCCUCUGUGUUGGCGCAUGGCGGCCAGACCACUCAGGGCGCAGGAGUCUUUUAGGAGGCCCCUGAAACGGCUGGCCAGGUGCAGGUCUAGGUGUCCCCCAGUGCAGUGCUUCAGAGCAAAGGCCUGGCAAUCAAAGAUAUCUCCCCCAACCCCCCCCCCAGCCCCCACAGGUUAUAAAAACAGGGAAAGUCAAAAGAGGCAGUAGGAAGGCAGGAAGAGAUUGCAGCAUGUGAUUGCAUUCAUCCCUGCGAGACUGUUUUUCUUUCCUUCUCCGUCCCUGCUCUUUCUUCCUUCUCUUUCUUUUUCCUUCCUUCUCUUUCUUUUUCCU